GUGAGGGACCUUCUCCUUUCUCCUACGCCCCCGUUCUUCACUUCUACAUACACCAACCCUUUCGCCUUGGUAACAUCUUCAACCUCACCACCCCAGGCCUCUUCCGCCGCAUUUCUGCCACCCUCUCUCCGACGACAAACGGCUCGCCUUUGUCCUCCUCUCUAGAGACGCCUUCCGGAUCGAGACUCGACGCUACGGCCCCCGCCCCGCUGGACGGUACCUUUUUCGAGUGCGACUGAGGAAGAGGGCAGCUUCCAGAGGGAAAAGAGAGGGAGACCACAAGCAGCAGCAGCAGCAGCAGUGGACGCGGGUAUAAACAUGGCGACCGCCAACAGCACAAUGCCCGACAUGGGCAAGCCGCAGUCCCAGGCGCGGGCCUGGUUCGAGCCGUUGCUUGUCGUGACCAUCAUGCUCGUCUCGCUGUUUGUGAACCGGGACCGCAAAUUCCACAUAAUACCCUCACCCGAUUCAUCUUCCGAGUCGUUAAUGAAGAGUGCCGCCUACGAAGAAACGAUAUCCCAGGCCUCAAGCAGAAGUGCAUCGCCCGAAGGACGGCAAAAGCCCAGCAUGGACCUCUCACAAAGCCCAUUUGUCUCCCAAUCCGACUCGAACAUGAACUUUCCCUCUCGAAUCCUCCAACGCUUUCCCUUCCUGGUCGAAAUGUUCUACUGGGCCUUGAACUUUUUAGCUUACGCCAUGACGAAGAAGAUUGGCGCCGCAUUGUACAGCAGGAAUGAACACAACGAAGUUACGGAAUUGGCACAGCAGCAUGGCAUUGCUAUCUUGAACAUUGAGCACAACUCCAUGUUCAAAAUCUUCUUUCCCAUUACCGAAGUCAGCUUCCAGCGCUUCUUUGUAAACAACCACGUUGGAAUCAUCACUCUCUUCAACCAAUUCUACUCUCUGGUCCAUAUUCCGGGAACGGUUGCCUUUCUUUCUUGGUGGUAUUACACCGCACCAUCGCACGAUCACUUUGCUCUGGCCCGACGCACCAUGACCUUGGGCAACUUCUCCGCUUUCAUGAUCUUCUCCUUCUGGCCAUGUAUGCCUCCUCGAUUGCUUCCCGAGUCCUUUGGCUUCCUCGAUACCGUACGACAGGAUCACGCCGAGAGUGUUUGGGUCGGAGGCGCAAGCGUCAAUGAAUUGGCAGCCAUGCCAUCACUACACUUUACGUAUGCAUUCAUCAUCGGCUGCACUUUCCUGUGGCAUUCUGGCAUCCUCAGCAUGCUUCGCGGACGACGAUCGGGCAAGAGCCCCGUGAUCAGCUUCAUUUGGAUGGUCGCUGGAAUACUGUACCCUCUUCUAGUCUUGUCCAUUAUUGUGGCCACGGCGAAUCACUACUAUAUGGAUGCGGUGGUAGCGACAUUUUCCGUCGCACUCUCAUUCUUGCUGAACCGGGUUUGGUAUGUGCUGCUCCCCGCGGAGGCACUGUUAUUGAGAGUGUUACGAUUGCGAAAGCCGAUUCCGACCACUGCGCAGUCCAAGAAGAUGGACAAGCCUACGGUGAUUGUCGAAGAGUGGGCGUAAAAUGCGUCUUUUGGACUUUUUACUCUCGCUCUCUCUCUCUUUAUUGGAUUUGGUGAGGAGUUUUGGGCGUUGCCUCAUUUGCCUGUAGACGGCCGUGUUUUAUGAUCGGUGAUGGGUCAGAAGUGGAUUUUGGUCAAAGAGGUUGAUGGUUGGUUGGCCUGCGCAUCUAAGGCACCUUUUCAUUUUGAUUAUUCGAUGCAUUGCGACUGGAUCUGGGAAAAGAAAGAAGAGACUUGUGAAGUCCAGCAUGUACGAGAUGUAUGCUGCCCUAGUUGCCGAAACAUGACUUGUUACAGUGGGAGCGAUUUGAGAAGGGGUGUCGCAUAGAGUAUUGUUAAUAGCGAAUGAGACCAUGGACCAGUGUUCCAUGUCGUGAAGC
Sphaerulina musiva SO2202 is the source of this 1906-nucleotide messenger RNA. RefSeq lists its product as uncharacterized. Lineage: Eukaryota; Fungi; Ascomycota; Dothideomycetes; Mycosphaerellales; Mycosphaerellaceae. Gene Ontology annotation, biological process: sphingolipid biosynthetic process; inositol phosphoceramide metabolic process. The transcript has 3 exons. Gene Ontology annotation, cellular component: inositol phosphoceramide synthase complex. Bases 319 to 1527 code for a protein of 402 amino acids. Gene Ontology annotation, molecular function: inositol phosphoceramide synthase activity. The record is from RefSeq and is a predicted model, not a curated record.